AGGAACAUGGUCUCAGUGUGUGCUUGCAACACUAUACUAAAGAUUGGAUUACACUAAACCCUCACAACGACUCUUAACGGCCCUCUUCAGCUCAUGUUCCACUCUGUGGAUUUCAUUUUAAAGAUGGAGGCCCUUCAGGUUUGCUCCAAGUUCACCACAGAAGAAGACCACUUCCAUCCCACGUACAAGUCAGCAUAACAGGAUGAGCUUUGUUUGUUCAUAUUAUGUGUAAAAGGUCACGUUCCUCCCUUGGGUGCUAUUACCUCUGCCCAUAUUGACACACAACUAGCAGCACAAAUCCACUCCUCACGCUUGAUUGUGAGACACACCAGAUUCCAGAGAUGGCGGUGGACUACACAGGGACAUGGAACAUGGUCCGCAACGUCAACUUUGAAGGAUACAUGCUUGCUCUUGGCAUUGAUUUUGCAACCCGCAAAAUGGCAGCCAUGCUGAAGCCUCAGAAGGUGAUUAAGCAAGACGGGGAUCAUUUCUCCAUCAGAACCCUCAGCACCUUCCGAAAUUAUGAAUGUGCUUUUAAAGUUGGGGAAGAGUACCAAGAGGAGACCAAAGGACUGGACAACCGUACAUGCCUGAGUGUGGUCAGCUGGCACCAUGACAAGCUGGUGUGUGUCCAGAGAGGAGAAAAGAAGAACAGAGGUUGGACUCACUGGAUUGAAGGAGAUCACUUGCAUUUGGAACUUACUUGUGAGGAUCAAGUCUGCAAGCAAGUUUAUAAAAGGACACUGUGACUCAAUUUAAACAUACAGUCAAUUUUAUGUAUUUCAACCCCGUACACUCAUAAUUUCAAACAUUGGCUAGUAUAGAAUAUUUUUUUAAAAAAG
Messenger RNA from Doryrhamphus excisus (bluestripe pipefish), 842 nucleotides. RefSeq names its product retinol binding protein 7b, cellular (gene rbp7b). Gene Ontology annotation, molecular function: lipid binding. The record is from RefSeq and is a predicted model, not a curated record. Lineage: Eukaryota; Metazoa; Chordata; Actinopteri; Syngnathiformes; Syngnathidae.